This is a messenger RNA of Mesitornis unicolor (brown roatelo), 887 nucleotides long. RefSeq names its product activin A receptor, type I (gene ACVR1). Gene Ontology annotation, biological process: BMP signaling pathway; protein phosphorylation; transforming growth factor beta receptor signaling pathway. The transcript has 5 exons. Gene Ontology annotation, molecular function: ATP binding; SMAD binding; transforming growth factor beta receptor activity, type I. Lineage: Eukaryota; Metazoa; Chordata; Aves; Mesitornithiformes; Mesitornithidae. Gene Ontology annotation, cellular component: plasma membrane; BMP receptor complex. The annotation marks the transcript as partial. The record is from RefSeq and is a predicted model, not a curated record.
GAAAGGGCCGCUACGGAGAGGUGUGGAGGGGUCAGUGGCAAGGAGAAAACGUUGCUGUGAAGAUCUUCUCCUCUCGGGAUGAGAAAUCCUGGUUCAGGGAAACUGAGCUGUACAACACUGUAUUGCUGCGGCAUGAAAAUAUUUUAGGUUUCAUUGCCUCGGACAUGACUUCCCGAAACUCCAGCACGCAGCUGUGGCUGAUCACCCACUACCACGAGAUGGGCUCGCUGUACGACUACCUGCAGCUCACCACGCUGGACACCGUCAGCUGCCUGCGCGUGGUGCUGUCCAUCGCCAGCGGCCUGGCCCACCUGCACAUCGAGAUCUUUGGCACGCAGGGCAAGCCGGCCAUCUCACACCGCGACCUCAAGAGCAAGAACAUCCUCGUCAAGAAAAACGGGCAGUGCUGCAUCGCGGAUUUGGGCCUCGCGGUGAUGCACUCCCAGAGCACGAAUCAGCUGGACGUGGGCAACAACCCCCGCGUGGGCACCAAGCGCUACAUGGCUCCAGAGGUCUUGGACGAGAGCAUCCAGGCCGACUGCUUCGACUCUUACAAGAGGGUCGACAUCUGGGCCUUCGGGCUGGUGCUCUGGGAAGUGGCCAGGCGCAUGGUUAGCAACGGCAUCGUGGAGGACUACAAACCCCCCUUCUACGACCUGGUGCCCAACGACCCCAGCUUUGAGGACAUGAGGAAAGUGGUGUGCGUGGAUCAGCAGCGGCCCAACAUUCCCAACAGAUGGUUCUCAGACCCCACGUUAACAUCUCUUGCCAAGCUGAUGAAGGAGUGCUGGUACCAGAAUCCCUCGGCCAGGCUCACAGCCCUGCGCAUCAAAAAGACUUUGACCAAAAUUGACAAUUCCCUAGACAAACUGAAGGCCGACUGCUGA